Acyrthosiphon pisum (pea aphid) is the source of this 1011-nucleotide messenger RNA. RefSeq lists its product as uncharacterized. Lineage: Eukaryota; Metazoa; Arthropoda; Insecta; Hemiptera; Aphididae. Gene Ontology annotation, biological process: RNA catabolic process. The record is from RefSeq and is marked predicted. Gene Ontology annotation, cellular component: ribonuclease H2 complex.
ACUUAAUUUUUAUUUACUAUUUACUUCGGUUGUGUUCCGAACCGCUGCAAGCAAUGCGUCUCGUCAUAAAUCGACCAGAACACAGGCAGACAGAAGACAGCGACUCUAAUGCUGUUGGGAUCAAUCAACAGGCAGUACACCUGUUGCCAUGCAAGAUCCACACACGCAAACCAGGUGGCGACUGCCAGACGUCAACGGCUCCAGUCGACCGAUACUUUUGUCCAUACACUAAAGCAGCAACAGAUGAUGGAGCCGCGUUGUGGCACUCGUCGUUGCGUGGCAAGCCGUUGACGGGUGUCAAGCUCAGCAUGCCCGAUGGCUACGUUGGUGUACUGUGCGUUGGCAAGGAUGACGACGGCAGUAGUAAUGAGAUCGAUGAUUCUACAGCGGCAGUGGAAUCGAUUACUGGUGAAGUAACUCAACAGCUGAUGUACUGGAAUUGGGACCGCAUUCCAACACGUGAAGACCCGCUGCUAUCAGCACUUGACUGGAUGCAGGUGUCUGAAGCCAUCAUGACCAACAACGACUGACACUACUAUUAUGUACGUUUCUGUAAUAAUGAUUGUGUUUCUUUAUUCAAUUUAUUUUUUAUUAUAAAUAUGUAUUCCAUUAAAAUGUUUAAACACUAUUACUUAAUUAAUACUUAAUUUUGUAAAAUAAAGUUUAAUUUUUAUAACUAUCUAUAUUACACAUUAUUAAAUAUUUAUAAAUACAGUGAAGCCUCUAAAUACUAGACACACAAGGUUGCUAAAAUUUUGUCCGUAAUUCAGAGGUUUCAGAUUGUAGAAAGUUUGUAGUUUGUUCCCAACAACAUCCGUUAUCGGGAGGUGCCCAUUAGGGGAUGUUUCGCUGUAUCAGCAAACAAGCUUCCUUCUAUUUGUCCCUAAUAAACCUUUAACAUUGUUUCAAAUUAAAUUUUUUGUGUUUCAAUAUAACAAAUAAAAAACUACGUAAAAAAUUGUCCUGGGGACAUGUACCUAUUUCAUAUAUUAUGUAAAAUACUAUACACUU